UAACAAAACAUCUAAAGUUAAUAGCUCCAUAGAAACUAAUCACCUAAAAAUCUUUAAAUAUUCUUUCAAAGAAGGUUCUUUUUAUUUCUCACUCUUUCCCAUAUCCUAUUAAACUGUCAUGACUUCCUGAAAUUACUUCUCGUCAUCUUCUCAAUCAUCAUUGCAGUAUCCUCAAUUAUAUUUCGAGAUCCAAUUAUUGAACACAUCGAAAUCAUAACUAACUUGUUUACCAACAAUCCAUCCACAACUCCUUCCCUAAAACAACUUCCUAAAUUUCCUUUUCCUUCAUAUUCUACUUCCUCCAAAGUAAUAAAUAUGACAACACCCAGAGGAAUCCAAAAGUCUUUUUUGGCACGCGAGCAGGCCGAAGGUGCAGGCGCAAGAGUUCGUCGUUCAAUCGGUUCACCUCAGCUAAAGAACCUCUCACCAUUUCUCAUGCUUGACCAUUUUCACAGCAGUUCCUCAGCUGGAUUUCCAGAUCAUCCACAUAGAGGACAGGAAACGUAAGAUAACAAUCUGCUUCCCAAAAUGAACUUCGCUAAAAUACUCUUCAUCAGGAUAAGUUACAUUCUUCAAGGCGCUGUCGAUCAUGAAGAUUUCGCAGGAAACAAAGGUACGAUAGAAGCGGGAGAUCUUCAGUUUAUGACUGCAGGAAGAGGAAUAAUGCACUCAGAAAUGCCACGAGACAGUGCCGAUGGCAGCCCAAAUAUUGGAUUACAACUUUGGGUAGACUUACCCGAGAAACUCAAGAAAUGCGAACCACGAUAUCGUGAUCUACGAGCUAAGGAAAUACCACAAAUUGAUAUCGAUGACGGAAAAGUCCAUGUGAAGAUUAUUUCAGGACAAAGUCAUGGUGUUGAUAGUGUAAAAGAGCUCGCUUACACACCUGUUUGGAUUUUCGAUGUAGAAAUCAAACCUGGUGGGAAGAUUGAGCAACCUUUACCUGCCGGCUGGAAUGCUUUUGCUUAUAUUUUAAGCGGAGAGGCUGUAUUUGGAGGUGGGGAUGAGAAGACCAAGAUUGGAAAGUUCCACAAUGUGGUAUUCCGUCAGGAAGGAGAUUUUGUGAACGUAGAAGUAGAAGAGUCUGCUAAAGAAAAUGGUCAUUUCAGUAAGUUAGCUUGUUUAUUUGGUUUAUUCCUGCAUGAGUUUCCACCGCCUCCACCGCCAAAUUUGGCAGGACAAAAGAGAAGGAAAGCUCGUUUAACUACUUCCAUCCCGACCGUCAAGCACUACUUUUAAAGUCCAAGACAGUAAAAUCAUUCAACGGAUUGAAGGCAUACAAGAACCAAACUGAUAGUGCGUUCGCCGGGAAGCGACCUCUUUCGAUGCUCAUGAGGCAGGAUCUGUAAGGAGGGCCGAAUGUCCCCCUGAAGCGGUGACACUAUAGCCGAGCGACAGGGGUGCAUGUUUGGUGGGGUAAAUUUCAAAGCAAGUGCUUCAAUGUUUGAGGACAUGUUUCUUUGAUACAUCGCAACUAUCUAAGAUAACCAUUCAUCUGGCCGUCGUUGAUAUUGAUGAAUUAGUAUCAUUACCUUGGUAUUCCCAUCACAACUAAAUCCCUAUUCAAGCACAACUUUCCAUCUACUCAUCUAAAAAAUUUAUUUCAUUUCCACCUUCCAUAACACAAAAUAAAUACUAACAAAUCAAAAAGUCUUAGUAGCAGGUCAACCUCUCAAUCAAAGAAUAGUCCAAUAUGGACCCUUUGUCCUCAAUUCAGAAGAGGAAGUCUAUCAAACGAUGAUAGAUUUCGAAACUCACACUAAUGGUUUUGAGAGGGCUAAGGGAUGGAGAAGUGAAAUUGGGAAGAAGGCUGCACGGCUUAGAUAACCUUAUUAUAGAAUUGUAGGGGUUCUUAACCUUUGUGUGUAAUUAUAGCUUAAUUGUUAAAUAUCGUUUAGUACUAAAUUGGCUGUAAUAGGGGUUUGAU
Messenger RNA from Sclerotinia trifoliorum, 1927 nucleotides. The record is from the annotation of a GenBank genome assembly. NCBI's taxonomy places the organism in Eukaryota, Fungi, Ascomycota, Leotiomycetes, Helotiales, Sclerotiniaceae.